Aureobasidium musti is the source of this 297-nucleotide messenger RNA. Lineage: Eukaryota; Fungi; Ascomycota; Dothideomycetes; Dothideales; Saccotheciaceae. The record is from the annotation of a GenBank genome assembly.
AUGUCUGUGCAACCAUUGAACGACCUCUGGGAGGCUGCUGCUGGCCAGCCUUAUGAGCCCACCAUUGGCAAGAACUCACACUUCACCGUCGGCAUCACUCUGCUGUUUACUGCUCUUAUUCUGUCUGGCUACUUUGGCCUGAACCCCUCGCUCAAGAACCUUCCCCUGAUCGGCCUUCCUGCUUCGCUGGCUGCUNNGGGUACUGCUUUGUUUAUAUCUACACUGUACGAGCUCUCGCUAACACUCUCCAGUUUCGGAGCCGUCUACAUGAUCUGCGCUGUCGGCGUCUACGUCUAA